This is a messenger RNA of Penicillium alfredii, 2193 nucleotides long. Its product is annotated as putative DNA helicase. The transcript has 5 exons. Gene Ontology annotation, molecular function: ATP hydrolysis activity; 5'-3' DNA helicase activity. NCBI's taxonomy places the organism in Eukaryota, Fungi, Ascomycota, Eurotiomycetes, Eurotiales, Aspergillaceae. The record is from RefSeq and is a predicted model, not a curated record. Bases 1 to 2193 code for a protein of 730 amino acids.
AUGGCCCCGCCAACACCAAUCUCCAUCCCACUCUUCGCCGAAACCCAGCUCCAGCUCCUCCUCCACGAACACGAAGCCGAGGUCUCCUCAUCUUCUCUCGCAAGCACCGCCGCAUCAGUCUCCCCGUCCACUCGUCGCACACUCCAGGCAACCGGCUACGCUCUCACAGGCCUGGUGCUAUCACAAUGCCGUACAGGUCUCGGCGGCCGCGUCGUCGGCGAGUUCACACCUGACCCGGCUGUCUCGACGACUGGAUCGCGGUCACAGAAUAACAAUGAUUCUCGGACAUCCGACGGACAUCCUCGUCUGGGGUCGCAUGGAAUCCGCGUGGGCGACGUGGUUCGUGUGAAUGAUGUUGCUGCGGGGACGCCGAAGAAGGCGGGCAAAGAGAAGGGCAAAGAUAGUGCGAAGGAGGGCGCGAAAGGUGGUCCGGAGGGCGUGGUUACUCGUGUUGGGGACCGUGGUGUCUGGAUUGCCUUUGGACAACGGGGUGGCGGUGGUCGGUCCAAGGAGGAUGAUGAGACUAUCGAGGAGCUAUGGGGGAAGAAGCUGUGGCUGAUUAAACUUGCCAACGAUGUCACAUACCGACGGAUGAAGCAAACGAUGGAGAAAAUCGCAAAAAUGUCAGAAUCAGAACAUUCGCAUUUCAUGCGUGUUGCCUUUGCCCACACGACCCCUUUACAGCCAGAGUAUGAUGCCUCGGGCCCUGUGGAAUUCACGGAUUCAACCUUGAAUGACUCCCAGAAAGACGCUAUUCGCUUCGCGCUCGCUUCCCAAGAUAUCGCUCUAAUCCAUGGCCCACCAGGAACAGGCAAGACGCACACCCUGAUUGAACUCAUCAUGCAGAUGGUCCAGCGACGGAAACGUAUCCUGGUCUGCGGACCGUCCAACGUGUCUGUCGAUAACAUCGUCGAGCGCCUAGCACCAAACAGGGUCCCGGUUGUGCGUAUAGGGCAUCCGGCUCGCUUGCUUCCCUCGGUUCUGGAGCAUUCCCUCGAGGUGCUCACACAGACGUCCGAUGCCGGGGGUAUUGUCAAAGAUGUCCGCCGGGAAAUCGACCAGAAACAGGCUAGCAUCCGCAAGACGCGGACGGGCCGUGAGAGGCGGGUGAUCUAUGACGAUCUGAAGCAGCUCCGGAAGGAAUUCCGGGAACGCGAGUCCAAGUGUGUGGACAGCCUGGUGCGAGAAAGUAGCGUGGUGUUAGCAACUCUCCAUGGGGCCGGCGGCCACCAGUUGAGAAACCAGAGAUUCGACGUUGUGAUCAUCGAUGAGGCCAGUCAGGCGCUCGAGGCACAGUGCUGGAUCCCUCUUGUGUCCGCGGAUAAGGUCGUGCUGGCCGGCGACCAUCUCCAAUUACCUCCUACUGUGAAAUCCACGGUGUACAAAUCCAAGGAGGCGCGUACCAACGGCACUGCUGCCGAGACCAAGAACGAUACCAAUGCUACAGAUAAAGAAACUAUGAAGGGUGUUUCGUUGGAGCGGACCUUAUUUGACCGUCUACUGGCACUGCAUGGACCAGGAAUCAAACGCAUGCUGACUACACAGUAUCGGAUGCACGAGCAAAUCAUGCGGUUCCCGUCGGACGAGCUCUACGAGUCCAAGUUGAUCGCCGCAGACGCAGUCAAAGCGCGAUUGCUGGCCGAUCUACCAUAUGAAAUCGACGGCACCGACGACACACAAGAGCCGUUGGUGUUCUGGGACACACAAGGGGGCGAUUUCCCCGAAAAGACCGAAGACGAGGAGAUCGGCAAGAAGGAGGCAUUACUGGGGGAGAGCAAAAGCAACGAGAUGGAAGCUAUGGUGGUAGCCCGGCAUUUGGACAAGUUGGUUGAGGCAGGGGUCAAACCUGAGCACAUUGCCGUGAUCACCCCUUACAAUGGGCAGCUCGCUCUUCUGUCUCAGAUACUACGAGAGAAAUACCCAGGCCUUGAACUCGGCAGCGUCGAUGGAUUCCAGGGUCGCGAGAAGGAAGCUGUUGUGGUGAGUCUGGUGCGCAGUAAUGCCGAACACGAAGUGGGGUUCCUUGGCGAGAAACGUCGACUGAAUGUGGCGAUGACGCGCCCCAAGCGACAUCUGUGCAUUUGCGGGGACUCGGAGACGAUUAGUCGCGGCAGUAGUUUCCUGAAGCACUGGAUGUCCUAUUUGGAGGAGAAUUCCGACUUGCGAUACCCCGAUGCCGCAAAUCUCCUCUAA